Molecule: messenger RNA, 783 nt
Organism: Naegleria fowleri
Lineage: Eukaryota; Heterolobosea; Eutetramitea; Acrasida; Naegleriidae
Exons: 1
Coding region: 1-783 (260 amino acids)
Source: RefSeq, a predicted model, not a curated record
AUGAAUCGAAAGCUCCUCAGCGAAAAGGAACUAGCUGAAUUUCAGAAUCUUUAUGAGUUUCUUAUGAUUGACGAUUACAUUCAAGAGAUGAUGCAACACCCAUGCACGCCAAGGCCAAACAACAUGGAAUAUCUCAUCGUCACUCCACGACAACCACAAACGCUUAAUCCGAAUGGGGCCACAAGCUCAAAGUUGCUCCAAAAGCGAAUGACCGCCAAACAAAUUAAAAGUUUGUUCAAACGCACUGGAUUCGAAGUGAGUGACCAAGUCAUUCAAGAAAUCGUCUACCCCAACAGAGCAAAAACAAGAUCUUCAUCCAAAAAAUCGCGACGUCAUUCACGGUCAUCAUCCCUAACAAGAGGGUCUCUUUCAUUCGCUAAGUUUCUUUCACUGGCCAACACAAAACCUUCCAUUAGAAUUUGUGUCACAAAAAAUCAAGUAUUGCAAGCGUUCAAAAUACUAAGCGAAGAUUGGGCAGAUGAAAAUGGUUGGAUAGAUUGUGAUGUUUUAGAAAAUUAUUUGAUGAAUUUUUCAUAUCAUACAGAAAAAGCAUUUGAGGCCAAUAACGCUGAUUACUCUCUGGAAGAGUUAUGUGACACAGAGAGAACCCAUACAACCACUGAAUCUACGCACAGGUCAUUUCUUAGUGAAGAAGUGAGAAAGUUUUUGGACCAAGAUUUUGCAAAAGUCAGGAAUAUGUUGGAUCCUUUUGAAACUGGUCAGUUUAACUAUCAAAAGUUCAUCGAUUUGGCUUUUGGUGACCAAUGUCAAACUAGACAAUAA